Aspergillus terreus NIH2624 is the source of this 1161-nucleotide messenger RNA. RefSeq names its product serine hydrolase domain-containing protein. The transcript has a single exon. The record is from RefSeq and is a predicted model, not a curated record. The coding region runs from base 1 to 1161 and encodes 386 amino acids. Lineage: Eukaryota; Fungi; Ascomycota; Eurotiomycetes; Eurotiales; Aspergillaceae.
AUGACCUCAUCCGACAACCAUCGCAUCCAAGUUGCGCUCAAUCGGGCGAUUGAGCUGGGUGAAAUCGGCAUCUCCGUUGCCGUUUACCACGGGGGAAAGCUGAUGAUUGAUGCCGUUGCGGGGCAUGUUGAGCGUGAUGGGAGAGAGGUGACCCAUGAAACAUUGUUUCCCGUCUUCUCAGUGACCAAGGGCAUCACAGCCUUGGCCCUGCAUAUCCAGGUCGAACGCGGACUGGUCGACUUACACGCACCCAUUGCCCUCUACUGGCCCGAGUUUGGCGCUGCCGGCAAGGAAAACAUCACGGUCGAACAUGUCCUUUCCCAUCGAUCUGGCGUCCCUCAGAUGCCGCCGGGGGUGACGCCCGAGCUCAUGACGAAUUGGAAGUGGAUGACAGAUCAGAUCGCGCUGAUGGAACCGCUCUAUCCAUCAAACACCGCGAAUGCAUACCAUAUCCUGGUCUGGGGCUGGAUUCUGGGCGAGGUCAUCCGGCGAACGGAUCCAGCUGGUCGACCAUUUGAGGUCUUUGCACGGGAGGAAUUAUUGGAACCGCUGCGGAUCUCCCCGCGAGAUCUCAAUUUUGGCGUUGGCGACGAUGAUCUCUCCCGAGUGGCUGUGCUCUACGGUGGGGAAGACUUCCCCCUGCUAGACCACCACAAUAUCAGUCCAGGCACAGUUUUUCCUGGGGCUACAGUCCAUAAUCUCCCGAUUGUGCAACAGACUGUGGAUCCUAGCGCCGGCGUUAUCGCGACCGCGCCGGCCAUUGCUCGCAUCUUUGCGCUCCUCGCAGAAGGGGGCGAGCUUGACGGUGUUCGCUUGGUAUCAACUGAACGGGUGCAGAGUUUUCUUACCCCUCGUGAUAGAGCCCACGAUCCAGAUAAGGUCGUCGCUAUCCCCGUGUGGCUUGGCAAAGCUGGGUUUUGGCUCGGGGGUGAACCAAGCCGCUCCGACCCCCUGGUUGGUGAGCAUCGGGAGAUCAUCUACUCCCCAGGAGCUGGUGGCUCAAUUGCCUGGGCCGAUCUCCAGAGGCGCGUUGCCGUCGCCAUCUGUCAUAAUAACAUGGACUCCCCAAGAGUGGUUGAACCAGAGAGAACCUUCGCUCCUAUCGUCAAGGCCAUCAAUGAGAUCAUCCAGGACCGCGAGUCGCAGGAAGGAAGUUCUUAG